Molecule: messenger RNA, 2755 nt
Organism: Ricinus communis (castor bean)
Lineage: Eukaryota; Viridiplantae; Streptophyta; Magnoliopsida; Malpighiales; Euphorbiaceae
Exons: 9
Coding region: 586-1953 (455 amino acids)
Molecular function (GO): 3'-5'-RNA exonuclease activity; calcium ion binding
Source: RefSeq, a predicted model, not a curated record
AUUAAAUUAAAAUAAUUCAAAAAUUUUAAGGAGCUAAAUUGAGUGCGACUAUAAAAUUUAGUAGCCAGACUGAAUCUUAUUCCAAAAGAAUAUUAGGAGAGAAGUGAAAGAGACACAUGGAAAUCACCUUUUAAAAAAACAAUAAAAAAAUAAAAAGGGAAAAAAUAGUAUAUAAAAAGGAGGCAACGUAAAUAAAGACAUCAGAAUGAGGCUGCCUUUGUUCCACAACAGACGACGAGAUUUCCUGAGUUGGUGGUCGCGUUGGUGGUGGUGGUUGUGCUGCUGCUGUGUCGUCGUUUCUGCAUUACUUUUGGCAGCAGCUAAUAUUUUGACCGUCGUCAAAAGGAGCCCCUCCACCCCACCCAUUCCACCCCACGCCGCCGUGUCACCACCAUUCUCGUUCUGCCAACUUAUCCGUUUUGAACCAACCACCCGUUCUUCAAGCCGCCAAACUUUCUCUUCUUCUCAUUUCGAAUUUUUUUAUUUUCGAAAAGAAAAAGAAGAAAAUUUUUUUGGUUGAUUUUCUGAAAUCAAUCAAAACUAAAUCAAGAAGAAGAAACCCAUAUCAUUAAGAAGAAGAAAAGAAUGGGAAAAGAAAGGAGAGUAAUAAAAAAUAAGGGAAGAAUAUCAAGAAUAGGGAGUUAUGCAAUAUCUUCAUCAAUGUCAAUGAGGGACCACAGGCAACAACCUUGCAUUACCUGCACAACUUUCAAUAUAUUGGCUCCUAUUUAUAAACGCCUUAAUCUUAACAAUAACAAAAAUUCCCGUGAAAGCGAUUGUAGAGCCUAUUGGCUCGCCAGAAACCAUCGGAUUUUGGAUUCUUUGUUGCGAGAGAGAUCUUCCAUUAUUUGUCUUCAGGAAUUCUGGUCAGGGAAUGAAGAGCUGGUUAACAUGUAUGAAAAGAGAUUGGGUGAUGCUGGCUAUAUCAAUUUCCAGCUUCCACGCACCAACAACCGUGGUGAUGGACUAUUGACUGCUAUACGCAAGGACUAUUUCAGAGUUAUUAAUUAUCGAGAAGUGCAUUUCAAUGAUUUUGGCGAUCGUGUUGCUCAGUUGUUACAUGUCGAAUUAGAUGCCCCUUUUUCUCCAUGCAGAAACAAUGAUACUUGCCAAGAAAUUCUCAUUGUGAAUACCCAUUUGUUAUUUCCCCAUGAUUCAAGUUUGUGUAUAGUGCGAUUGCAUCAGGUUUACAAAAUCCUGCAACAUGUGGAAUCAUAUCAGAAGGAAUGCAAGCUUAGUCCCAGGCCCAUUAUCCUUUGCGGUGAUUGGAAUGGAAGCAAAAGAGGGCAUGUGUACAAGUUUCUUAGAUCACAAGGUUUUGUAUCAUCAUAUGAUGCUGCUCACCAGUACACUGAUGCAGAUGCUCACAAGUGGGUAAGCCAUCGCAAUCACCGUGGGAACAUAUGUGGUGUGGAUUUUAUAUGGCUUCUUAAUCCUAAUGGAUACUGCAAACUACUAAAAACUAGUUGGAGUGAAGCAGUAUUUGACAUGUUCAAGUAUCUACUACGGAGAGCUUCACUUACUGAAGAGGAUGCUUUUGCUUUUCUGAAGGCUGAUAAGGAUGGUGAUUGCAUUACCUACGUCGGUUUCUGUGACGCUCUUCGACAGCUUAAAUUAACUGGCCAUCGCCAUGGACUCUGUGCUGAAGAGACAAAGGACUUAUGGCUCCAAGCAGACAUUGAUGGAAGUGGUCUCCUUGAUUACAAGGAAUUCCAGCGAAUUUGGAAUCCUGCAUCUGCAGAGCAGAAAGAUGAAAUUACCAAUGAAGAUGAAGAUGGCAUUCCUAGGGAUAGGCAAGAGCAAACCAUUGGUUUCAGUGUGGAGAAUGCAGUACUUUUCCCUCCUGAAGCGGAGAAAGGAAGAUGGCCUGAAAAUUAUUCUCUUUCCGACCAUGCCAGACUCACAGUGGUAUUCUCACCAAUAAGAAUGCCAUGCUCGCAAGCAAUAUCCUGACGGACCUCAAACAAAACAUAGGCAUACAUUUUGUAAAUAGAAAACAUAAGGGAUGGACAGAAGAAGAGGCCUGUGGAUAGGUUGUGAUACGGACACUUAGUGAGCGCAUGGGAUUUCAUUGCAGACAUCUUGAAGUUCUUCCUUGAUGGAGCAUUCAUCAGAUGAUUCUUGCAACAACUUCGAUGGGCCCUUGAGUCAAGUCUUUUGCUUCCUCGCAAACUAGGCCGUACACUGACAAACCAACUUGAAACCUGCUCUUGGUAAUAUUGUGAGCUCACCUGUAGGCAUUGGCAGAUUGGAGUAGCUUUCUGGGCCUGUUUUAGUCUUCUGCUCUCUUCUCUUGUCGAUUAGGAAAAAGACAAGGUAAAAGAGGGGAAGACGGAAAAGAAAAGGAGGUGGAAAUAAGGAAGAAGGAAAGCAGGUGCAGAUGUUACUUGGUAGGUUCAAGCAGCUAGGCAUCACAUUUUGUACAGUGGUGACCCUUAUAGUGAUCCAUGCAUUUGGAUCAUAGUUUAAUGGUUCUUGUCCCCUAAAUUGAAAUUGUGCAGAAAUUUCCAUUGGAUUAUCUGGUUUCCUGGUAUAUUUCUUUCAUCAAGGAAUUUGAAAAUGUACUAAUUUCAGCCUCUGAAAGGUGAGGGGACAAGCCAUGUACUUUACAGUUUUAUCAGUCAUUCUAGGCUCAGGUUUCUGGCCAUCUUGAAAGAACGUUAGCAAACAAUUUGAUAGUAAACUAUAGAAAUAUCAAAUUUGAUGUUCACAAUAAGAAUGCAAGGGAAGAAUAGAAUCAAGUAUUAUUCAGUCA